CUGAGUUUUACGUCAAAAUUGGUUUUCGACUAUGUAGUUUCUGAACUUUUAAGUUCAAAUAAUAUUAUUAACCCUCUAAACCCAAUCAAAUGGCUGAUGUGGAGGAAGAGGAAGCUCCUCCAGAGACAGUAGAUGACCCAAAUAAUGGAAAUGAAGCUGAAGAGGAUCUUAACGGAGAAGGCGAAGAUGGUGACGAGGAGCAGGUUGAGGAAGAACAGGAGUCUGAAGAAGAAGAAAAGGAUCUCUUUGAACUUUUGGACGAAAGCGCGGAGGAAGACGAGGAAGAGCAGGCAAUUUACCAGGAAUAUCUAGAGGUGGUCAAGGAGAUCGACACUCAGAACUUGGUCAUACAAGAGCUGAAAGCAAAGUCUUGUCAAUUGAUGAACAAAAAAUGCAAGACCUACGAGGACAAGCAGGAGUACAAGCGACUGAGGGCCUGUCAGGAUCAAGGGGACAUCCGUUUGAGGAGCCUGGUCAAUCGAGCCAUUCAACUGCAGAACUUUGGAUCUCCCAGGCAGUACAGAGAUAUUGAAAUGGAGCUUACAGAAGUCGAGCAAAGUUACUUCUUCACUGCCCUUCAGUCGACGUUUUCAUUUACAUGCCCAACCCACUCGGAUGGAGAAUCCUGUCAAGGAUGCUUCUUCUCGGACUCUAGCUCAGAUUCAGAUGAUGGUCUGUGCUGUUCGUAAAUUUAGGCUACUUUGUUUGGGAUAGUAUAGGGGUUAUGUUGGGGCACUGGUUUUUAAAAGUGAUUUUGGACUUUAAGCAAUAAAAAACUA
Drosophila gunungcola (fruit fly) is the source of this 779-nucleotide messenger RNA. RefSeq lists its product as uncharacterized. The transcript has a single exon. The record is from RefSeq and is a predicted model, not a curated record. The coding region runs from base 90 to 689 and encodes 199 amino acids. NCBI's taxonomy places the organism in Eukaryota, Metazoa, Arthropoda, Insecta, Diptera, Drosophilidae.